Messenger RNA from Kwoniella botswanensis, 879 nucleotides. RefSeq lists its product as uncharacterized. The record is from RefSeq and is a predicted model, not a curated record. The coding region runs from base 1 to 879 and encodes 292 amino acids. NCBI's taxonomy places the organism in Eukaryota, Fungi, Basidiomycota, Tremellomycetes, Tremellales, Cryptococcaceae. The transcript has 8 exons.
AUGACCAAGCUCAAAGUAGGAUGGCAUCGUGAGCAUUUCCUCUCACCUCUCCUUCAAUUUGCAGAGCAAGAUAAGGGCGAUACGUUCGAACUGGUCGAAUGUCCAGGAGGGACAGGGGAGAUGCAAGUGAAAUUGAAGAAUGGUGAAAUAGAUUUAUGUAUCGCUUUGACAGAUGCGUUGAUAGCUGGAUUAGCGAAUGGUCAGGAUUCUUAUAAAUUAGUUGGAAGAUAUAUCGCUAGUCCUCUCAGGUGGGCUAUCAUAACAGGUAAAGAUAGCCAGUAUAACACCGUCGAUCAAUUGAAGGGUACGACAUUUGGUAUAUCUAGAUUAGGCAGUGGAUCUCAAGUAAUGGCUUCUGUGCUAUCGCUGAACGAAGGUUGGACAGAAGAUGAACAACCUAAAUUCAAAGUGAAUGGUCAAUUCAAGCCUCUCAGAGAUUCUGUCAAUUCCGGUGAAACAUCAGUAUUCCUGUGGGAAUGGUUCACUACGAAACCAUAUGUGGAUUCAGGUGAGGUGAGGUUUAUCGGGUCUGUGUAUACCCCAUGGCCAUGCUGGCACAUAGCCGCCUCCCCUUCAUCCUCUUCAUCGCAAAUAUCUCAAUUCCUCACCUCACUCCAACCGUACGUGAGAAAAUUCAAUUCAGCCGAAGCCAGGGAAAAGGACGAUGUCGAUUUUGUCACUUCGUACUUUGGACAUCAGAGGGAAGACGUCGUAGAGUGGUUGAAGAGCGUUAAAUGGGAAGAAGAUCUGUUGCAGGUCAAAGAAAAUGUUGUGAGAGAUACCCUCAGGGUGCUAGCUAAAGCGGGUGUGGUCAAGCCUGACGCUGAGAGUUUGGAUAUUGGUACGUUUGUCAAUACCGAUGUAGCUCAGAUUGUAUGA